UGUGCUCUUGAAAGGCGUCCGGUAGCUGAAAGGGAAGGGAAGGGAGUCAGCGCCGGUGACUGAGGCGGCGGCGAUGACUGCGGUGGCGCGGCUGUUUGGCGCAGUGGCGAGGCGGCUGGUCCUCGCUGAGCGGAGUGGUGGAGCUUUUUAUUCUUCUUCCCCUUCCUUUUCACCGGCUUCCGAGGGCCUGCCGGCGCUGUGCGGUCGGGGAGACAAGAGGACGAAGAAAGGGAAGAGGUUCAAGGGGUCGCACGGGAACGCGAGGCCGAAGAAAGACCAUAAGAUUAGCAGGAUCAAGGACAAGGUGGAGGUUCCCAGGUCCACCCCUUGGCCCCUCCCGUUCAAACUCAUCUGAGAAUCCACCUUCCUUUCUGGUUCAAUCGGACCGGAGAUGGAUAGUUAUUCCGGUUUUGAUUUCCUCUGUCAACCGCAACUCUUGUUUAGUAAUAACUAAGAAGGUUUUGUGAA
This is a messenger RNA of Nymphaea colorata (pocket water lily), 468 nucleotides long. Its product is annotated as 30S ribosomal protein S31, mitochondrial. The transcript has a single exon. The record is from RefSeq and is a predicted model, not a curated record. Gene Ontology annotation, biological process: plastid translation. Gene Ontology annotation, cellular component: ribosome; plastid. Bases 74 to 355 code for a protein of 93 amino acids. NCBI's taxonomy places the organism in Eukaryota, Viridiplantae, Streptophyta, Magnoliopsida, Nymphaeales, Nymphaeaceae.